AUGCAAAAAUUCAGCUAUUUGGCGAUGAAGAAUGAUGGUAUUAUACGCGGAUGGCUAGGAUACUACCUUUAUUUUAUCGUUGUAGACCCAUUGGACCUGGAGAUGAUAUUAAAAAAAUGUUUGGAGAAAGAUGAUCUGCAUCGUUUUAUGAGAAAAAUUAUCGGAUACGGUGGAAUCUUUGCACCAGUGGCAAUCUGGAGAAAACGGCGUAAGAUAUUAAUUCCAGCGUUUAGUCCAAAAAUUAUCGAAAAUUUCAUAGAAGUAUUUUCGAAACAAAGCGAGAAGCUAGCUGUACAAUUAAAGGAGGUCGAAGGCUGUGGCCAAGUUAGCGUUUGGCGUUUUCUCAGCACUUACACGCUCGACGCUGUGUGUGUUUGGAAUCAGCAUUUUGAAUCUGCCGUCGCAAGCGAGUCAGUCGCCCCCAUCACCCGUCAUCCUCGGUACCUCGGUGCCUCGGUACUUCGAUACGUAGAGACGGCAAUGGGAAUAAAAAUAAAUGCACAAGAAAACCCAAAUGCGCCAUUUUUAAAAGCGAUGCAAAUUCUACUCAAUUUAGUGACUGAAAGAGUUUUCCACUUGUGGUUACAACCUGAUUGGCUGUACAAAUUCUUCCCACAGUACUCAAAGCAUCAGAAAUAUGGAAAGGUGGUACAUGAUUUCAUUGAUGAGGUUAUACAUAAUAAGAGAGAAGACUUGAAAAAGGAAAGGAGUUAUCAAACAGAAGUGGAUCACAAUUACGACCUGAGAAGCUACAAGAGACAAUCGUUUCUUGAUCUUUUGAUAAAACUCUCUGGUGGUGAGAAAGGAUACAGCGAUAAGGAGUUGAGAGAAGAAGUUCUGGCCUUAACUGUAGCAGGCACAGACACCUCUGCUGUGGCAGUUGGAUAUACUUUAAAAUUGUUAGCAAAAUAUCCAAAAGUACAAGAUAAAGUUUUUCAAGAGCUACAAGAAGUAUUCGGUGACUCUGAUCGACCAUUGGUUAAAGAAGACUUGAUAAAUUUAAGAUAUCUCGACAGGGUGGUAAAAGAAUCACUAAGAUUAUUUCCUCCGGUUCCUUUCAUUAUAAGGAAAGUUUUAGAGGAUGUUGCUUUACCGUCAGGUCGCGUCCUUCCAGCUGGCUCUGGUAUAGUAGUCAGCAUCUGGGGUGUUCAUCGAGAUCCAAAAUAUUGGGGUCCAGAUGCUGAAUGCUUUGACCCUGACAGGUUCCUGCCCGAGAGGUUCAAUUUGCAACACGCGUGUAGCUAUAUGCCUUUUAGCAAUGGACCCAGGAACUGUAUUGGUUACCAAUACGCAUUGAUGUCUGUGAAGACUGCUUUAUCUGCUAUUGUAAGACGAUACAAGAUUGUGGGAGACGUAGAGCCCAGCCCUAUUCCUUUUAUUAAAACAAAGAUAGACGUCAUGAUGAAAGCAAUCGAUGAUUACGAAAUAGGUCUAGAAAAAAGAACCCUACCAUAA
Parnassius apollo (apollo) is the source of this 1455-nucleotide messenger RNA. NCBI's taxonomy places the organism in Eukaryota, Metazoa, Arthropoda, Insecta, Lepidoptera, Papilionidae. The record is from the annotation of a GenBank genome assembly.